AUGCUUCUUGCUCGCUUCCCAGAGGAAUCAAAAACUUUUAUUGGUAUUGAUGAUACUAUUGAACCUCACGAUCAAUCACAAUUUGAGGAUCUGUUGCACCGUUUAAAUCCACCUGGUCUGCCUCCUUACAAAGUGACACUGAACCAAAACUGCCCAAUUAUAUUAUUACGAAAUUUAAAUCUGUGUGAUGGUUUAUGCAAUGGCACACGUUUGACUUGCUGUGACUUUAAAACUCAUGUCGUUAGCGCCAAUAUCUCAGUUGGUGACUUUAAGAAUACGCAUUUGUUUAUCCCUAAAAUACCACUAUUAUCAUCCCAAGAUGAAAAAAUGCAUAUUCCGUUUAAAAGGACACAAUUUCCCGUAAGAGUGUUCUUUGCAAUGACUAUAAAUAAAGAGCAAGGUCAGACAUUAGAUUUUGUUGGAGUUUAUUUGCGAGAACCUGUGUUUUCGCACGGUCAAGGCGAUCACUACACGGAUAACAUUGUUUACAAUGAAAUCAUCCAAAAGGCUACUUUAUGA
Messenger RNA from Nicotiana attenuata, 519 nucleotides. RefSeq lists its product as uncharacterized. The coding region runs from base 1 to 519 and encodes 172 amino acids. NCBI's taxonomy places the organism in Eukaryota, Viridiplantae, Streptophyta, Magnoliopsida, Solanales, Solanaceae. The transcript has a single exon. The record is from RefSeq and is a predicted model, not a curated record.